CACCUUGUAUGGCCUUGGCCGCGGGGCGACGGGCGAUAAGCGCCUCUGCAGCCAUGUUUACCAUGUUUAGAGCUUAAAUUUAGAGCCGUUAUCGGACACAGCUCUCCGACCUGAACACACUCUGCUCGUCUGCUGCCACUGCGUCAGGACCGGAGGUUUGAUGAGCCACCAUGAGCCGAGCUCAGACGUCUCCUCUCUCCGCUGAGCGGCUGCUGCCGCUGCUGAGCCUCUUCUGUGCUCAGCUGUCGUACUCUGCGGCGGGUGGAUCUCCUCCGAGCCUCUGGUCCAACUCAACGUUCAGCAACCUCAGCCGAUGCGGAGGGAGCACGGACUGCAUUGAGGGCGUGAUCCUGCCCGUGUGGAAGCCGGAGCACCCGGCGCUCAGCGACCGGGUCGCCAGGGCCGUGGUGUACUUCGUGGCACUGGCGUACAUGUUCCUGGGUGUGUCCAUCAUUGCCGACCGCUUCAUGGCAUCCAUAGAGGUCAUCACCUCCCAGGAGAGGCAGAUCACUAUUAAGAAGCCCAACGGAGAGAAGGUCACCACCACGGUGCGCAUCUGGAACGAGACAGUCUCCAACCUGACCCUCAUGGCUCUGGGCUCCUCCGCCCCAGAAAUACUGCUGUCAGUCGUGGAGGUCUGUGGUCACAACUUCAACGCCGGGGAGCUGGGGCCCAACACCAUCGUGGGAAGUGCUGCCUUCAACAUGUUCGUCAUCAUUGGCCUAUGUGUGUCAGUGAUUCCCGAAGGUGAGAGCAGAAAAGUAAAGCACCUGCGCGUGUUCUUCGUCACGGCCGCCUGGAGCGUCUUCGCCUACACCUGGCUCUACCUGAUCCUGGCCGUCUUCUCCCCGGGUGUGGUUGAGAUCUGGGAAGGGCUGCUCACACUCUUCUUCUUUCCCAUCUGCGUUGGCUUUGCCUACGUGGCCGACCGCCGGCUGCUGUUCUACAAAUACAUGUACAAACGAUACAGAGCAGGGAAGCGGAAGGGAGUGAUCAUCGAGACCGAGGGAGACCCAGAGCGUCCCUCGAAAGCCGACGUGGAGAUGGGAGGCAAAAUGCUCCACUCCCACGAACAGGACUCCGCCGACAGAGAGACGGGCCCCGACAUGAAGGAGCUGGACGAGGACGAGUCCCGCAGGGAGGUGUCCAGGAUCCUGAAGGAGCUGAAGCAGAAGCAUCCUGACAAGGAGGCGGAGCAGCUGGUAGAGCUGGCCAACUACCACGUCCUGAGCCAGCAGCAGAAGAGCCGGGCCUUCUACCGCUGCCAGGCCACCAGGAUCAUGACGGGAGCCGGCAACGUGCUGAAGAGGCAUGCGGCCGACCAGGCCCGGAGAGCGGCCCAGCACCAGCUGUGCUGCCAGCUCAGCCACUCCUCCUCCAGGGUCUUCUUCGAGCCCAGCGCCUACCAGUGUCUGGAGAACUGUGGCAGCGUGGCCCUGAACGUGGUGCGCCGCGGCGGGGACCUCACCAGCACCGUGUCUGUGGACUACCGCACCGAGGACGGCACCGCCAACGCCGGGUCGGACUACGCCUUCACUGAAGGCACCAUCACGUUCCAGCCCGGCGAGACCGAGAAGGAGAUCCGCAUCCACAUAAUAGACGAUGACAUCUUUGAGGAAGACGAACACUUCCUGGUUCACCUGAGCAACGUGAAGGUCGCGUCAGACGACACGGAACAGAACCACGUGGACACCCCUGCGGGUCUAGGUCUGCCGUGCACAGCCACCGUCACCAUCUUUGACGACGACCACGCUGGGAUCUUCUCGUUCGCAGAGCCGGUGGUGACGGUGAGCGAGAGCAUCGGUGUGAUGGAGGUGAAGGUGAUCCGGACCUCCGGGGCCCGUGGCGUGGUGAGGGUGCCGUACAAGACCAUAGAGGGGACCGCUAAGGGCGGCGGAGAGGACUUCGAAGACACGCACGGAGUUCUAGAGUUCGACAACGACGAGAUCUUUAAAACUAUUCAGAUCAAUAUAAUCGAUGAUGAAGAAUAUGAGAAAAACAAGAACUUCUUCCUAGAGAUGGGAGAACCUCAGCUACUGGAGAUGAGUGAGAGGAAAGCUAUGUUGCUUCAAGAAGUUGGUGGACUCGUGAAAACAGACAAGCAGCUUUAUGGCAAAGACGUGUACAGGAAGGUCCAGGGACGAGACCACGCCGCUGCCUUCGCCACCGUCAUCAGAGAGGACACCAGUGAGGCUUUGACCCAGAAGGAAGCGGAGGAACGGCGAGUUGCAGAGAUGGGACGGCCAGUGCUGGGAGAACACGUGAAGCUGGAAGUCAUCAUAGAGGAGUCGUACGAGUUCAAAAGCACUGUGGACAAACUCAUUAAGAAGACCAACCUGGCGCUGCUGAUCGGGACCAACAGCUGGAGGGAACAGUUCGUGGAGGCCGUCACGGUCGGAUCCGGUGAUGACGACGACAGUGAUGAGUGUGGUGAGGAGAAGCCGCCCUCCUGUUUCGACUACGUCAUGCAUUUCCUGACCGUCUUCUGGAAGCUGCUGUUCGCCUUCGUGCCUCCCACCGACUACUGGAGUGGCUGGGCCUGCUUCGUGGUCUCCAUCUGCGUCAUCGGCCUUCUGACGGCCGUGAUCGGGGACCUGGCAUCGCACUUCGGCUGCACCGUUGGCCUCAAGGACUCCGUCACUGCUGUGGUGUUUGUGGCUCUGGGCACUUCAGUGCCAGACACGUUUGCCAGUAAGGUCGCUGCCAUCCAGGACCAGUAUGCUGACGCAUCCAUCGGUAACGUGACCGGGAGCAACGCUGUGAACGUGUUCCUGGGCAUCGGCGUGGCCUGGUCCAUCGCCGCCAUCUACCAUUACUCCAAGGGCCAGGAGUUCCAGGUGGACCCGGGCACGUUGGCCUUCUCAGUCACGCUCUUCACCAUCUUUGCCUUCGUCUGCAUCGCCGUCCUUAUUUACCGCCGCCGACCUGAGAUUGGCGGAGAACUCGGUGGACCCAGAGUCCCAAAGAUCCUCACCACCAGUUUGUUCUUCAGCCUGUGGUUGAUGUACAUAGUCUUCUCCUCGCUGGAGGCCAACUGCCAUAUAAAGGGCUUCUGAAGCGUCUGAGGGGCUGCAGGCGGUAGAACCCCAAGGUUCUGGGGAAUCCUGCUGGAUGUAUGAGGAAUCCUGUUCAAGGGUUUGAAGGAGUGAACGGGUCAUUUUUUUUCAAGGGUUCUGAAAGUUUUCUGUCUGUCUGCAACUUCUUGUAAAUUGUAUAAUUCAUCUGUAGUUUGUAAUGUAUGAGGCCUGAUUAAUUCCUAAAGGUCCAAACUCAGCUGCAGGUUCCUGAAAUUAUGCGUAACCUGCUGGUGUCCUGUGGACACGGGACCAAAGCUUGUUCCCGCUGCCUUUCCGGGUUCUGAUCCGGCCCAGGUGAAGGUCUAUGUCAUUAAAGCUAUGUGGUUUUUGAGUAACAGGCUCUGAACAUCAUGGACACAUGGUUGUUUAAAAAGUCCAGAUGUUUCCACAGUCUUCACAGGUUUCAAGCUUCCAUGUCCAAGUCCACGUUGCACUGAACCUCCCACACAUUCAUAGACUUCUUCUACUUCUUCUGUCCUUUAAGUAGAGUUUCAUUUAGUUUUGCAUGGACUUUAAACCACAACCACAGGAGUGCGUGCAAACAGCUGGCUGGAGGAGGUUAAGACGUGGCAGCUGGUGACAGACGACUGCACCUGCAUAGUUUUGUGCACUGAAUUUAUUUAGGAACAGAAGAGUUUGGACUCCACAGACUCUGCUGAGCCGGGCCUGAGCCACCGCAGUGAGGACCUGUUUCGUUGUGUGACUGGUGAAUGCAGUGUCCUUGCUUUGUGUAUUAAAGAGCAGCGAGUGA
This is a messenger RNA of Betta splendens (Siamese fighting fish), 3828 nucleotides long. RefSeq names its product sodium/calcium exchanger 1-like. The transcript has 11 exons. Gene Ontology annotation, cellular component: postsynapse; sarcolemma; axon. Gene Ontology annotation, biological process: calcium ion import across plasma membrane; cell communication; sodium ion transmembrane transport. The record is from RefSeq and is a predicted model, not a curated record. NCBI's taxonomy places the organism in Eukaryota, Metazoa, Chordata, Actinopteri, Anabantiformes, Osphronemidae. The coding region runs from base 171 to 3056 and encodes 961 amino acids. Gene Ontology annotation, molecular function: calcium:sodium antiporter activity.